AUGAAGGGAAAGGGGAUAAUUUAUGAUGAUGAUGUACCAAUCAAGUUAGUGGAUUGCGAAGACUCUUUUGUCAUCAAGGAAUUCGGCUUGACACUAAUAGGCAAGAUACUCAAUCCGAAGAAGCAGAAUGUUGAAAAGCUUCUACAAACAAUGCCAUCUCAGUGGGGCUUGUCGGAUAGAAUAACUGCUAAUGACAUCGGAAAUGGAAAGUUCUUGUUCAACUUUAAGACUGAAGAUGAUCUGAACUCUGUUCUUCGACAGAGUUCAUUUCACUAUAACUUUUGCAUGUUCGUCCUGGUUCGAUGGGAGCCUAUCGUCCAUGAUGAUUAUCCAUGGAUCAUUCCUUUUUGGGUGCAGCUCGUCGGCUUCCCGCUUCAUCUAUGGACUGAUGGUAACCUUAGGAACAUAGGAAGACGACUUGGUCAUGUCGAUACACUUAAAUUAACUAAGGGUCGUAUGCUCAUAGACAUUCUCUCGCAAACCUCUGAAGUUCUCACGCAAGGUGGAAUACAAGGGAGAUAA
This is a messenger RNA of Raphanus sativus (radish), 522 nucleotides long. RefSeq lists its product as uncharacterized. NCBI's taxonomy places the organism in Eukaryota, Viridiplantae, Streptophyta, Magnoliopsida, Brassicales, Brassicaceae. Bases 1 to 522 code for a protein of 173 amino acids. The record is from RefSeq and is a predicted model, not a curated record. The transcript has a single exon.